Capronia epimyces CBS 606.96 is the source of this 1353-nucleotide messenger RNA. RefSeq lists its product as uncharacterized. The transcript has a single exon. The coding region runs from base 1 to 1353 and encodes 450 amino acids. The record is from RefSeq and is a predicted model, not a curated record. NCBI's taxonomy places the organism in Eukaryota, Fungi, Ascomycota, Eurotiomycetes, Chaetothyriales, Herpotrichiellaceae.
AUGCCGCCACCGCCGCCGAAUGAAGGCACUGACGGCUCAAAGACAUGGACAGCGCCGCACCUCUUCGACGACGUCAGCGAAGCGGAGGCGGAGCGCUGGACCAAGAUCCACGAACACCUGAACCGGAACGAGUUCCGAGCCGCCAUCAGCACGGCAUUUGAGCUGAGCCCAGGCGACAAUUUCACCUACCAUGCCUCGGCCAGUGUGAAUUUGGCCCAGGUCGAGGCGGCGAUCCGUGCUGGGCGAGCGAACGGGCUGCACGCGUGGUACGUGGAGCCUGUCGGCAUCAAUCAUGAUGGAGCCAGCGGUGGCGAUGGCAGUGGCAGUGGCAGUGGCAGUGGCAGUGGCAGUGGCAUCAAAGAUGCAAGUGCAAACGCAGACGACAACCUUGACGACAGGAUCCCCGGCCAUCCCUCGCUCCGGGUGGUGGGAUAUCCUCCGCAAAACGACAUUCAAGCAUACGUUUCACUGUUCGAUCCGACCAAGUCGUCGGCGAACAGUCUCAAAUCGCUAGCUGCGAAUGCGAAAAAGUCGUCCAUCCGCGCCACCGUGGCAGAGUAUCUCUUCAGCAAACGGUAUUUGGACAAGUCGAUCAACGUGCCGAAAUUCAAAGCGCAGGCCAAAGCACAAACGCCACCCAACUCGGCGCCCGCCAACGCAAAACUCGGCCACGCGAACCCGGCGCUCGACUUCUGGGCCUACGCGUGCCAUGCGCUCGAGUACGGCGGACCCAACACCAACACCGCGCUGGUCAAGACCGCGCACCACGUGCUACCCGUGUACAUGCACCAUUUCGGCUGUGUGGUGCCAUCAUGGGAGGCGCUGCAGAUUGUGGCGAAGCUUGCGAUAUCGGCGGGCUCGGGCUCUGACGCUUCUGGCCCUGGUUCUGCCUCUGCCUCUGGUUCUGGCGCCGUUCUCGACAUGGGCAGCGGCAACGGAUACUGGACGCUGAUGCUGCGACGGCUCUCCGUCAGCCACGGCUUCGACUUGGACGUGGUCGCCGUGGACAGCGGACAGAGCCGAUGGCGCACGACGUGGAUCGCCGACACGGUGGUGGCCGACGGCGUGCAGUACCUACGCCGACGCGCCGGCUGCCCGGACCGCGUGCUGCUGCUGGUCUACCCGAUCGUCGGGGCCGAUCUGACGCGCCGGCUGCUCGACGCCUACACCGGCCCCGUGGUCUGCGUGGCCGGUACGCAGAAUGGGAACGGUUACACGGGGUUCAAGGACAUGACCGUCGACCAGUACAUGGCGACCUAUCGGCCACACUGGGAAAAGGUGUGCCAGGUUCCGCUGCCGAGCUAUGCUGGCAAGGACGAUGCGCUGUUUGCCUUUCGCCGGAAACCACUCUAG